UCAUACACGUCAUAGGCAAGGUUAGAGAAAAGCCAUCAAAAGGCGCAACAUCGAUGUGCAUGUGAAUUAAAAUUCGAUUCGAGAAGGAUUUGAGAUUUUGAGCAGAAGCAGAACGACAAGAGAAUAUUUUACCGUUUUAUCCAAGGACGGAACUUCAGUGAGAAUGAAGUUCCUUUUGGAAAUGAUGGAGUGUGACACCGGUCGCCUUUUUUGAGGAUUCUUCCCCAAUGACUGAGGUUCUGGUGUAAAAUGGACUGGGUUGCGACAAAAAAACAAAUGGCACCAAAGUCUUCAUCCAGUAAUGCAGAAAAUGAUUCUCCGGCACAAAAUAAAAAGGAUAAACAAUCUCCUGCUUUCGUUCCCACCCUAAAAAGGAAUACUAAAUUAGGACAUGCUUUGGGCUUUACCUAUUAUAAUUCUGUGAAGGAGGCUAUUUUCGAAAUACCAGGCAAGCCUUUCGAGCCUCAGGAUAUGCCAGAAUCGUUUAAACAAUCCGAUUCUGACGUACAAGCCAUGCAUGUUUGUGACCAAUGCAAGGACUGUUUUCGUUUCGCUAAUACCUUAGAAGAGCACACGGCUCGUCGCAGUUGGAUUUUGGGCUAUUGGUGUCAGCACUGUUUCCAAUUAAGAUGUGUCCACGUGCCAAAAGGCAAACCAAUGUGCAACAAGUGUUGCUCGGCCCAGUUCUGCAAACGGGCCUAUCUCCGCACAAAGGGGAUGAAGAAGGGCCAACGGGCAGCCAUAAUACGGCUUUUUUACAAUCAGUGUCAAUUUUUUGCUCAUUUGAAAUACCACAAUGUGACAGCCGUGGAGAUAAGCGAGCUCAUGUUGAUGCCGAUUCCGGCCGAUGUAAAAAAGGAGGACUAUCCAAAGCUGGAUAAAGCCUGUAAAGCUCUCAUGGAAUACGGUUUUGCGAAUCGUAUUCACGUUAUGGAAUUUUUGCGACUGCAGAAAGCCGGGGCCACUUGGUGGAAUCAGCCUCAAAUUGAAUUUAAUUCCUUCGUUCCCGAAGUUCACAAUCUGGCUGAAAUUAUCAAUACUUUCAGCGAAACUGAAAUACCCGAGAAGACUGAUUAUUCACCUGACAAAAAUAAUACCUCAUCUAAUGUUAAUAAUAAUAAAAAUUCAGCCAAUAAUAAUUCAGCUAAUAACAAUUCAGUUAUUAAUAGUUCAGCGAAUAAAAGUAGUCCAGCUCUCAAGAAAAUGACGUUCAACAAAGUCACUCCUUCAUCUGCUAACAAGAGCAGUCCGAGUAUCAAUAAAAAUAUUUCUGUUCUCAACAAGAACAGUCCAGCUAGUAAAAGUAAUUCGGCUAAUACAAGUGGAGCUGCCAGCAAUCACAAUAAUUCAACUCCCGGGAAAAAUAAUCUCUCGGUCACCUAUUUUCAUUCUCCGUAUCGACCUCCAGCUGAUAUUGCUUUUGUCGAUUGUGGCCCAACGCCCGGAAUCCGAUCACCCAAUCAACCAAAAACGCCUCAGAAUAUUGCCCCAAAGCCAAUCAGUGAUUUGGAUUUUUUCGCAAAAAAGCACAAUUUUCAUGGGAUUUAUCGUCAGCAUCUCGCCGAAACUACAAAGACGAUUUCCCUAAAUUCUAGACAAUCACCCACCACUUCCAUAUCGACAUCAAUUGCCAGCAAUUCUCCGAAUAAAAUUUAUACGAUGAGCACUUCUAAUACAACGACGAGCACAGGACCAAAAAUAUCGGUGAAAAAAUUUGCGAGCGAUCCUGCCACAAAUUGGGGCGGACAGCUGGGCGAGAAUUCGGAAAAAUUGAAAAAUCAGGCACAGCCAUCAAAUACGAAAAUUCUCACAGUACAUAGUGAGAAAUGCCUCGAUCUAUCAUCGAUUAUCAGCCAACUUCCGCCUGAUGUCAUGAACAGCAAAAAGAUUGUCUUUAUCGAGCAAAAUUCGAAUUCGCAGUAUCAGAAAAAUGCCCAGGGUAGUAAAAGUACAAUUCAAAUAUCGUCACCAUCUCUCUCGGCAAAUUGCAUCAAAGUUGUGCCUCAGCGAAGGAUGCUUUCCAAGGAGCGAGACAAGAACAAACCGAUUCCGAUUUUACCAGCUGGAACACUGCCCUCGAUGAAGCAGGUGCAACCCGUUUUUAAAACUGUCAAGCCCAGCUUUCCGAUAACUUCUGCGAAUUCCAAUUCUCUAAAUUCGCCAAAGCCUCAUUUUACGGCAGCAGCGGGAACGAAAACUCUGAUGAAAAGUGUGACCGUCGAGAAGAAGGUGUCGCCCUCGAAUUACAAUCCGGGACAGAAAAUGUCCACCAAUCCGUCGGGUAUUAAACUCCAGCAGAUUAAUACCUACGACGGCAGGGUUUUUGUCCAGUCGGGUAAACGCUAUGUGAUUAAACAGUCGAAUACGGUGAAGUCAAGCUCGGGGCCGUCAAACAGCAUUUUGAAAAGUCAACUCUCUAGUCCCGUAAGUUUUGCCCUGAAAACAUUUCCCGCCUCGAGUGUCGUGCCAAAAUCAACAAAUGUCGUUCCAUGCUCCAUCUCGCCUCUGACUCCAUCGCCCUCGCCUUCAGAACUCUCGAGCAGUUCGAGCUGUGACAACCAGGCGAAACAGACGACAAAUUCCGAGGAUGAAUUCGACAAGAGUCUGUCUAUCAUCACACCUUCGAGCAAUGUUCUAUUUUCCACGAUAAAAUUUGACUUGCGCCUCUUAUCCAUCACCGAGCAGAAGCAUCUCUUCAUCAAGCAGGACGGGAAAUCGAGACCCUAUUUGUGCAAGUCGAAGGGCCUACAAUUGGUGAAAAAUACGAAAAACAAUGUCGCGAAAUUCCGACGAGCUAUGCUGGAUGACUUGCCCUAUCUGAACAGUAAAGAGAUUCAGCAGAGGAUUGCCCAUGUGAAGAAGGUGGGCGAAGAAUACUCGAAAUGCAUGAAAAUUACCGAUGACAAAGUGAUACUUGGACAUAAACGAUUGAUCAGCACUCUGGAAGAUUCAAUCGAGCAGGCGAAACUUUUGAGUAUUAAUGAGGGUGAAGAAAAUAAGAAGUCGAGGCCGAAUGAUGAUAUUAAUAGUGUGGAAGACUGGGAGAGUCAGGGCGAGUUGCAGCAGUGUCCCUUCUGCCAGAAACUGAAGAAACCAAAUAUCUAUCUGCCCGGAUUUUCGAAAUUAUCCAACGAUGAGUCGAAAUACUGCCAGUGUUAUAAUCGUCAGUGCAGUACCUGCAACACUUUUCAGGGAAGUUUGCCAAGAUUUGCGGCUCAUAUCAAUUAUCACGAGAAGGCAAUUCCACACACGUGUCCGGAAUGUUUGCGGGGUUUUCCAACUUUUGAUCAAUUGGAGAAGCACAUUUGGAUGAAUUGUUUCCAUCCAAUGGUGAAGAAUUGGAUGCUGGGUUGCAAAAUCUGCGAAAUUGACGGACUGACGACUUUUGAAGCCCUGAUUCGACAUUAUCUGAUCAUGCAUGCCGAGCGGGGAUUUGUCUGUUCGGAUUGCAAGCGGGUUUUCUUCACUGGUGAGGAGUGCAGCAAACACCAGGAGAAGCAUGCAAAGCGGAAGGAUUCUAAUGCCGAUCCAGUUGAAAUUAUCAUCUGUAAAGUGGGGAGGUGUAUUGUUUUGAAGAAAAAUUUCAAAGCCCAUUUGUCGGAGCAUAUGGGAGUGGAGGAGCAGAUUUUCUACAAGUGUCCCUUUUGUCCGUUCUCGAAACGUGACGGUGAGGCGGGUGUGAGGGAACUCUUUCGCGAUCAUUUGUUCGCGACUCACAGUCACAUUCUACCAAAUUACACGAAUUUCCGGAUUUUGAAUGAGGUCCAGGAGUCUCUGAAGCUGGAGAGCAAUGGUGGGGAAGUUUUGCCGAUGAUUGUGAAUACAAGAACAAUUGCUCAAGAAGCGUUCGAGAAGGGAACCCAGGAUGAGGAAUCGGUGGAUGAAAAUUCGGGAAUACCGAUGAUUAUCGAUGUGAGGUCGGAAGCUGUUGAUGUCAAUUCGACCAGCGUUGCUGAUUUAAUGCCCCAGAUUCUUGAUGUCAAAUCGAUUGCUAAUGAUUCCUUGCUGAAGGAUUCUCAUUCUGCGAAGAUUAAUUCCCCUUCUGUUAUUGAUAUCUCGCUGUCGCCGGUAACAAUUUGCAGCAAUCCACCCGUCGAGAAAGAAACUAUUGUUGAAAAUAAUUUGACAGUAGAAAAAAUGUCUGCAGUUGAAGAAAAUUGUGCAGUUCAGGAAAAUUGUGCAGGUCAGAAAAAUUCGGCUGUUGAAGAAGUUCCUCCUGCAGUUGCUGUUGAGUCUCCAAUUAAUCACAAUUCGGCGGAAUCCGCGAAAGAAACGAGUGCGGAGAAAAAUAAUCUACCUUUAACACCCACAAGUGCGUUGGAGGAUUUGAAAGCGAAAAUGAGCCGAACUUUUAAGACUCUCGCGAAGAAAAUGGAAGCGACGACCACGAUUUUGCAGGAGUGUUCGAAAUCGCUGCCAAAGUUGAAAACUUUCCCAGAGGUUCUCGAAUUGCCGAAGGAUGAUUCAAGUGUGACAAUUGACGCGGAGAUGGCGGCUGAAAAGGCAAAUGAAAGUACAGAGUUGGGUCAACUACCUCCACUCGCCCGAAUUCCGCAGUAUCUUCUCAGCAGUCCGAUUGUGGAAGACGAGCAAACGAGAAAAGCCCAGAAACGCAAAAGACCCGACAAAAUUGCCUUCAACGGUCCCCUAAAUUAUCAAGAGGAUGUUGUCGAAUUUAAGUGUCAUGUUUGCGAGAAAAUGAUUGAUUCCUCCUGGCAAGUGAUGAAAUCGCAUUUUGACAUCUGGCACCAGGACGCGUACACAAUUUGCAUACUGAAUCCUCAACUUCUCAAGAUCAGCUCGGACUAUAUUGAAGGCGGCUACAAGGCUGUGUUGGCGAAGAAUUAUAAGUGUGACUCGAGUCCGCGAAAGAAGCGAAAGAGGACACGUUUUGCGGCGAAAAUUGCGGAGAAAGCUUCCCUGGAGCAGGCAGCGGGACUCUGUGUGACAGCCGAGCGUGUCGAGGAUGAGGAUGGCACAUUUAAGUGCAAAAAGUGCGAUUUGAGAUGUGCGGAAAUUGGCGAGUUGCGGGAGCAUAUCGCAAAGAGUCAUAGGAUUAGGGGAAGGUAUUUGGUGUGUUUGGAGUGUGGUGAGAAUUUUGUGGUCGCUCCGAGUCUUCAGAUGCAUCUGAAAGCCUUUCAUGCAAUAGACGAUCCGCUGACGUAUUUGCUGCAGAAUACGGGAUUUGCACCGGAAAAUUUGGCGGAUGCGGAGGAGGAGGAGGAGGAGGGGGAUGAGGAGGCGGUGACGACUGAGGCCAAUCAGUGUUAUGUCUGUAUGGCUGUUUUUGAGGAUAAGGCUGCGGUUGACAAACAUCUGAGGGUGCAUGGUAUGGCCUUUCUUAAUCGUAAGAGGAUAGAGGCGAGGAAAAAUUUGGCUAGUCCGCAGAAGAAAUUUAAAGCAGCUGUGCCCAGUGCUGAGGAAGUUAGGAAUAGUGAUGUGGAGUCGAGUCUGGUGAAGGUGCAAGAGGAGAAGAAGGUGGAGAAUGCGGAAAGACCUGUGGCGGUUUCACAAAAUGAUGAGGUGGCUGCUGUCCUCGUAAAUGACACUGCAUAAACACGUCGAGGGUUGGAUAAAAUUUCUCAAAAACAAAACUAAAAUUUGUUGAUUUCAAGACUCGUAAAUUGUGGCGUCUUUUAAAAACGCAGAAAUACUGUUAAUUUUUUUUUUGUAGCUUUCUAUUUCAAUGCAUUUCCGAUUUGAUGUUAUUAUUUUUAAGUACAAUUGACGUCAUCCUAAAAAAAACUUAGUUUAAAUCAGAGUAUAUAUCAACAUUAGAAAUGUUAACAGUUACUUAUAACUUUAAAGUUUUUAAAAAUCAAUUUAAUUAUUACAUCGGCUUUAAAUUUCGUUCAAAUAUUUUGUACGGUAGGACUUUGUUGACAUAGAAAUAACCAAAAAAGAAAAAAGAAAAACAAUCCAUGAAAUGACUAUUUAAGAUCUGAUGCGAUAACAUGAAUUUUUUUUGACUGAAUUUAUGAUUGCACGUUUGUUAAGUGAACGCAGAAAUAUGAGAGUCGAAAUCUAGUCCUUAAUCUUUGCACAAUAGAUUUGUGACUUUUUUUGUUGUUGCACUGCGUUCACAUUUAACUUAAUUAUUUGUUGAUAUAUUUGUUGGUGCAUUAGAAAAUUGGAUUGAUCCGUGAUUAAGAAAACAGUUGUGAAAUUGCUGCAGUGUAAAGUCUGUUUCGCUUGAAUUAAGAGCUAAGUUUCCAUUAAUUUUAUUCUAUCACGUGAAUCAUCAGAUGAUGUUUUCUGGGGGAAAAGAAAGAACUUUUUAUCAUGAAACUCUCUUGAUUUAAAUUGUAAAAAUAAUUAAAAAGAAAGACAAAAAAAAACAAAUGCAAGCCGUGAAUGUACAAAACUUGUAUUCACGCCGAGCUAUUUUUCAUGAUUGAAUUCGAAAUCAUUGUACAUAUACUAAAUAUUUAGUAUGCUAACACGUCUUUUCAAUUAUUCAUUUUUAUAUAAGUCCACGCACUGUAUAUAAAACUCAAUUGUAUUUAGUUAGGCGUUGAAAAUUCGAGUAAUAAAUUAAGUAGGUGUUAAACCGGGCUGUCCAGUGUCCUGGAGAUCCUUGAAAACCUGGAAAA
Belonocnema kinseyi is the source of this 6593-nucleotide messenger RNA. RefSeq lists its product as uncharacterized. Bases 250 to 5556 code for a protein of 1768 amino acids. Gene Ontology annotation, molecular function: DNA-binding transcription factor activity, RNA polymerase II-specific; RNA polymerase II cis-regulatory region sequence-specific DNA binding. The record is from RefSeq and is a predicted model, not a curated record. NCBI's taxonomy places the organism in Eukaryota, Metazoa, Arthropoda, Insecta, Hymenoptera, Cynipidae. The transcript is spliced from 6 exons. Gene Ontology annotation, biological process: regulation of DNA-templated transcription.